AUGGGGUGGGAUGGGAUCCCGGUGCCACUCACAGCCUGUGCCCGCCUCCUUCCCGGGCCCGCCCCAGCUCCGCCCGCUCGCCGUGUCCCGCCGGCCAUGCCGUUGGAUCACCGCCGCCUGCGCGGCCCGGAGGAGUCGCAGCCGCCGGCGCUGUGGGCAGCGACCACGGCCGAGGAUGAGGAGGACGAGGAGGGCGCGGGGGCGGCGCCGCGGGACCCCUGUGCCCUGCGGCCGCUGUUCGCGCGGGCCGGGCUGCUGAGCCAGGCGCAGGGCUCGGCCUACGUGGAGCUGGGCAGCGGCACCAAGGUGCUCUGCGCCGCCUGGGGCCCGCGGGAGGCGGCCGAGCCCGGCCCGGGCCGGCUGCUCUGCGAGUUCCGCCGGGCGCCCUUCGCGGGGCGUGGGGCGCGGGGCCGGCCGGGCGCGGCGGCGGAGCGAGAGGCGGAGCGGGAGGCGGCGGCGGCGCUGCGGGAGGCGCUGGAGCCGGCGGUGCGGCUGGGCCGCUACCCGCGGGCCCGCCUGGCCGUCAGCGCGCUGCUGCUGCAGGACGGGGGCUCGGCGCUGGCCGCCGCCGUCAGCGCCGCCGCCCUGGCUCUGGCGGACGCGGGCGUGGAGAUGUACGACCUGGCCGUGGGCUGCGCGCUGUGCCGGCCGCCCGCGCCCGCCGCCUCAUGGAUGCUGCAGCCCGCCGAGCCCGAGGAGCGCCGCGCCGCCGCCCGCCUCACGCUGGCCCUGCUGCCCGCCCUCAACCAGGUGUCAGCCGUGCUGGGCGGCGGCCGGGGCGGCCCUCCCGAGGACUGGGCGCAAGCCUUGCGGCUCGGUCUCGAUGGCUGCCACCGGCAAUACCCGGUGCUGCGGCAGAGCCUGCUGCGGGCCGCCCAGCGCCGCGAUGCCGCCGCCGCCGCUGCCACCGCCACUGCCGCCGCCGCCACCAGUGCCUGAGUGCCCCUGAGACCUGGAGUCUGGGGAUGGGACAUCUCCCAGAGCCCGCACAAGCUGUUUUCAAUGCUGCCGGAGACCCCUGGAGCCUGCCUGAUCCACUCAUCACUGCUGGGGAUUAAAAUAAGUUUAUUUUAGAAUCUUAGAAGUUUAUUAAGUUGAAGCUUAAGUUUAAUUGUAACUGCUGGUGAAUGCCCAGACCUAGCCUGAUCAAUGCCUCAUGCUGCUGGAGACUGGAUGAGCCUACCUUUGCACUGCUGGAGACCCCCUCGUGCUGCCCACGUAGCUGGAGGCCCAAGAACUGUGCUCAAGGACACAGGAAUCUGCACCCCAGAGUGCACCUGAGGAUCUAUCGUGUCACAGGAGGCCAUUCUUGAUUGGCACCACGGGACCCAAACAGCCUUGCACGCUGCUGAAGCCCCCAAAAAACAACCUCCAUACUGCCUCAGCAGCCAGAGCCUGCCCAACACAUCCCUCCAUGCAAUUGCUGGCACUCCAGGACCCCACAUCUCACCCCGGGGUGGUCACAGCACCAGGGUGAAACCCUCGCUCCAAGCUCCCCACCGUAUCCAUCUGUGCAGGCAGCAUCUAGGUAGAACCAGGCAGGAACCACAUCAUGGCAUGGACUAGCAUCCGUUGGACUUCUUGCCCAGGCAGUGCUUCAGGGUGGCAGAGUUGUGUUUUGUUAGGUUUUUUGUAAUAAUAAAUAAUAUUUUUUCUGGUG
Molecule: messenger RNA, 1660 nt
Organism: Poecile atricapillus (Black-capped chickadee)
Lineage: Eukaryota; Metazoa; Chordata; Aves; Passeriformes; Paridae
Gene: EXOSC6
Product: exosome component 6
Exons: 1
Coding region: 1-939 (312 amino acids)
Biological process (GO): rRNA catabolic process; U4 snRNA 3'-end processing; poly(A)-dependent snoRNA 3'-end processing
Cellular component (GO): nucleolus; cytoplasmic exosome (RNase complex); nuclear exosome (RNase complex)
Source: RefSeq, a predicted model, not a curated record